Eubalaena glacialis (North Atlantic right whale) is the source of this 1023-nucleotide messenger RNA. It is a transcript of the gene HACD4, whose product is annotated as 3-hydroxyacyl-CoA dehydratase 4. Bases 85 to 783 code for a protein of 232 amino acids. The transcript has 7 exons. The record is from RefSeq and is a predicted model, not a curated record. Gene Ontology annotation, molecular function: 3-hydroxyacyl-CoA dehydratase activity. Gene Ontology annotation, biological process: fatty acid elongation; sphingolipid biosynthetic process; very long-chain fatty acid biosynthetic process. NCBI's taxonomy places the organism in Eukaryota, Metazoa, Chordata, Mammalia, Artiodactyla, Balaenidae. Gene Ontology annotation, cellular component: endoplasmic reticulum membrane.
GCGCCCGGCCGCCCGGCCGCCCCUCCCGCGCUCCCGGCGGGUGUUCCUUCCCGGUCGGCGUGGAGGGCCUGGAGACGGCGGCCCAUGGGACCCGUGGAGCUGCCCGCCUGGCUGCAGCCCAGGUAUAGGAAGAAUGCCUAUCUUUUCAUCUACUACUUAAUCCAGUUCUGUGGCCACUCAUGGAUAUUCACAAAUAUGACAGUCAGAUUCUUUUCAUUUGGAAAAGAUUCAAUGGUUGACACUUUUUAUGCAAUUGGACUUGUCAUGCGACUUUGCCAAUCUAUUUCCCUCUUGGAGUUGCUGCACAUAUAUGUUGGCAUUGAAUCAGACCAUCUUCUGCCUAGGUUUCUGCAGCUCACUGAGAGAAUAAUCAUCCUCUUUGUGGUGAUCACCAGUCAAGAGGAAGUCCAAGAGAAAUACGUGGUGUGUGUUUUAUUCAUCUUUUGGAAUCUAUUGGAUAUGGUUAGGUACACUUACAGCAUGUUAUCAGUCAUUGGAAUAUCCUAUGCUGUCUUGACAUGGCUCAGUCAAACACUAUGGAUGCCGAUUUAUCCUUUGUGUGUUCUCGCUGAAGCAUUUGCCAUCUAUCAGUCACUGCCUUAUUUUGAAUCAUUUGGCACUUACUCCACAAAGCUGCCCUUUGACUUAUCCAUCUAUUUCCCAUAUGUGCUGAAAAUAUAUCUCAUGAUGCUCUUUAUAGGUAUGUAUUUUACCUACAGUCAUCUUUACUCAGAAAGAAGAGACAUCCUCAGAGUCUUUCCCAUUAAAAAGAAGAAAAUGUGAAGCACGGCACUCUGAUGUGACAUAAGAAAGGAGAGGCUGUGGAUUCAGCUGCAGUAAACACAACACAGGUGGAAAAAUACCUAGUAUUUCAUAAAAAUCCAUGACAUGCAAUAAUUGCUCUCCUCCCCAAAACUCUUGACAUAUACAGCAGUCUGUGUUUCUCACAUGUUGUUUUUAGUAUGUAUACUCUUCACGACCUGUUUCACCAAAGCUGUGAAUUUUACACAAGUUAAGUUUAUA